AUGGUGUUGCCAAGAUUAUUUAAUGCUACUUCACGUACUGCUGUGCAAGCAGCCAGAUCAUCCACCAGAUCUUUAGCUACUGCUGCCAAAGCUGCUGAUGGUAAAGUCAGAGCUGUUAUUGGUGCCGUCGUUGAUGUCCAAUUCGAAGAAGGAAAUUUGCCAGCUAUUUUGAAUGCUUUGACCUUGAAGAACGGUAAACAAGACUUGGUCUUGGAAGUCGCUCAACAUUUGGGUGAAAAUACCGUCAGAGCAAUUGCUAUGGAUGGUACCGAAGGUUUGGUUAGAGGUACUUCUGUCACUGACACUGGUGCCCCAAUCUCUGUCCCAGUUGGUAGAGGUACCUUGGGUAGAAUCAUCAAUGUUACUGGUGAUCCAAUUGAUGAAAGAGGUCCAAUUGAAUGUAAGAAGAGAAACCCAAUUCACGCUGAACCACCUACAUUCAUUGAACAAUCCACUGCCGCUGAAGUUUUGGAAACCGGUAUCAAGGUUGUUGAUUUGUUGGCCCCAUACGCCAGAGGUGGUAAGAUUGGUUUGUUCGGUGGUGCUGGUGUCGGUAAAACCGUCUUUAUUCAAGAAUUGAUUAACAACAUUGCCAAGGCUCACGGUGGUUUCUCAGUCUUCACCGGUGUCGGUGAAAGAACCAGAGAAGGUAACGAUUUGUACCGUGAAAUGAAGGAAACUGGUGUCAUCAACUUGGAAGGUGACUCCAAGGUCGCUUUGGUCUUCGGUCAAAUGAACGAACCACCUGGAGCUAGAGCUAGAGUUGCUUUGACCGGUUUAACCAUUGCUGAAUACUUCAGAGAUGAAGAAGGUCAAGAUGUCUUGUUGUUCAUUGACAACAUUUUCAGAUUCACCCAAGCUGGUUCGGAAGUGUCUGCUUUGUUGGGUCGUAUUCCAUCCGCUGUCGGUUAUCAACCAACCUUGGCCACUGAUAUGGGUCUUUUGCAAGAACGUAUUACCACCACCAAGAAGGGUUCAGUUACCUCAGUCCAAGCCGUUUACGUGCCAGCUGAUGAUUUAACCGAUCCUGCCCCAGCUACCACUUUCGCUCACUUGGAUGCCACUACUGUGUUGUCUAGAGGUAUUUCUGAAUUGGGUAUCUACCCAGCUGUCGAUCCAUUGGAUUCUAAAUCAAGAUUGUUAGAUGCCGCUGUUGUUGGUCAAGAACAUUACGAUGUUGCUACUGGUGUUCAACAAACUUUACAAGCUUACAAGUCCUUGCAAGAUAUCAUUGCUAUCUUGGGUAUGGAUGAAUUGUCUGAACAAGAUAAAUUGACUGUCGAGAGAGCUCGUAAAAUUCAAAGAUUCUUGUCUCAACCAUUCGCUGUUGCUGAAGUUUUCACUGGUAUUCCAGGUAAAUUAGUCAGAUUGUCUGAAACUGUCAAAUCAUUCAAGGAAGUUUUGGAAGGUAAGUACGAUAACUUGCCAGAAAAUGCUUUCUAUAUGGUUGGUGGUAUCGAAGAUGCUGUUGCCAAAGCUGAAAAGAUGGCUGCUGAAGCUAAAUAA
Messenger RNA from Lodderomyces orthopsilosis Co 90-125, 1506 nucleotides. It is a transcript of the gene ATP2, whose product is annotated as F1F0 ATP synthase subunit beta. The record is from RefSeq and is a predicted model, not a curated record. The coding region runs from base 1 to 1506 and encodes 501 amino acids. NCBI's taxonomy places the organism in Eukaryota, Fungi, Ascomycota, Pichiomycetes, Serinales, Debaryomycetaceae. Gene Ontology annotation, molecular function: proton-transporting ATP synthase activity, rotational mechanism; ATP hydrolysis activity; ATP binding. Gene Ontology annotation, biological process: proton motive force-driven mitochondrial ATP synthesis; proton transmembrane transport. The transcript has 2 exons.